Messenger RNA from Phascolarctos cinereus (koala), 773 nucleotides. Its product is annotated as C-C motif chemokine 4-like. Lineage: Eukaryota; Metazoa; Chordata; Mammalia; Diprotodontia; Phascolarctidae. Gene Ontology annotation, cellular component: extracellular region. The record is from RefSeq and is a predicted model, not a curated record. Gene Ontology annotation, molecular function: chemokine activity; CCR chemokine receptor binding. Gene Ontology annotation, biological process: inflammatory response; positive regulation of cell migration; eosinophil chemotaxis.
GAGAGAGCCAGGGAACUCAGAAUUCUAUCCCAGUUGAAGGGCUUAUCACACUCCUAGAACUCCUAUCCUUCACCAACAUCAUGAGAAGCUUUGUGGCUAUCUUCUCUAUCCUCAUCAUGGCCACUGCCUUUUGCUAUCAGGUGUCUUCAUUAACAGUUGGGUCUGACAUUCCCAUUGCUUGCUGUUUCUCCUAUACCUCCCGGAAGAUACCUCAAGCAUUUGUGGUGGAUUUUUAUGAGACCAGUAGCCAAUGCUCCCAGCCAGCCGUCAUAUUCCUCACCAAAAAGGGUUAUCAAGUCUGCGCCAACCCUAGAGAGCCAUGGGUCCAGAAAUAUAUCGAAAAGCUGAAGUGAAGGAAGGCCUGGAUUGCAUGGGAGAAACAGUUCGAGUUCCUUCUGGGUUGAAGAAUAAGCUACCAGAGCCAGAAAAGUCUCUGUGCCCCUACUGGCAACAUCUGAGUCAAGCUGGCCUUGACUCAAGGCUCUGGCAUAUCCCCUGACUUCAAUGUAAACUACUUUAUCGUAUUUAAUGUUCAUAACUUAUUUCCAGUGUUGAACUAUGUUAUUUAUCAGAUGUUUGUGAGGAGGGCCCACAUGCCAUUCUCUCCCUCUGUCUCCUUGCCCAUUCUCCAUCCCCUCGAUGGCUGUUCUCAUGGUGCUAGUGUCUGUAUGAUGCGGCAACAAUGACUGAUGCAAGGGUAUCUCCUGAACCUCUGCUAUGAGCCAUGGUUUUCCUUGCCCAAAGCCCUUGAAGAGAAUAAAGAAAUGGUUUUU